GACGUUAUGCGGAAGCUAAACGCGUCCUUUUGAGAAGGGUUUAGCUUGGAGUUCUCGAGCGACACACGCUGUUAAUUUCUCUUGUUUAAAAAAGCCAACAUGGGUGUGUCAGAAGAAGAGGACUCUUGUCUCUUACUGGACAAAAAACUGCUCCAAUUUAUGGACCAGCUUGAGCUACUGGAGAAGAAAAGGGCAACUCUCAAUUCCCUCAUCGAGCAGGGAUGGUUUUCCAUGAGUAAGGCACGGUAUUCAAUGGGAAACAAGCAGGUGUCCACGCUUCAGUAUGCACAUGAGAUGGAUCCACUGGUUCGUGUUCAUGUUAGAACACUAGACAGMGGUAAAGUGGUAUUUUGCACAGACAAGUCUACACAAAAGUGUGGUGAAGAGUCUACAAAAGAUCACACAUCCUUAGAGGAAAUUGGACCUCAAGAAGGUGUCAGACAAAGAAAAAAGACAAAAAAUGUAAGAGAAAAAAAGGCAAGUGAGGAUGUGAGUGGAGAGAGAACUCAUGAUGAAGACCUGGUCAGAAAAGGAAACCAUAAUCCUCAGCAGGACCCUCUAAAGUGGUUUGGGAUUUUGGUACCACAGCCUCUUAGACAAGCACAGUCAUCUUUCAAGCAAGUAAUAGAGCUUUCUGCUGAGGUUGCAGCACUUCAGAUUGCAGUUUUAAACACCAGAGAGGAGCUGAGGAAUGGCUUUGCAAACAAAGUCACUUCAGGAGAACAAUCCAAAGUCUCUGCUGGCGACGGGGGUGACCCAAAAGAUGCUACUGGAUCGAAACAAGAGGACACCGAAAUUCUGUCAGCAAUCGAGUCGAUACAUAACGAGGAAUAAAAAUUCAGCAAGAAUGUUUUUUUUUUUCAGGAAUGUUGUUGUUUCUGUCUUGUGAUUUCUUGUAAACAGCUGUUUGACCUUGUACUAUUUUUCAAAAUAAAUUUGUGAAUAUUUCUUGU
Austrofundulus limnaeus is the source of this 953-nucleotide messenger RNA. RefSeq names its product vacuolar ATPase assembly factor VMA22 (gene vma22). The record is from RefSeq and is a predicted model, not a curated record. Bases 100 to 834 code for a protein of 244 amino acids. The transcript has 5 exons. NCBI's taxonomy places the organism in Eukaryota, Metazoa, Chordata, Actinopteri, Cyprinodontiformes, Rivulidae. Gene Ontology annotation, biological process: vacuolar proton-transporting V-type ATPase complex assembly.